Molecule: messenger RNA, 1157 nt
Organism: Zerene cesonia (dogface butterfly)
Lineage: Eukaryota; Metazoa; Arthropoda; Insecta; Lepidoptera; Pieridae
Product: copper homeostasis protein cutC homolog
Exons: 5
Coding region: 239-1024 (261 amino acids)
Molecular function (GO): copper ion binding
Source: RefSeq, a predicted model, not a curated record
CCGUACUCUUUGCACCAGUACUUGACUUAGUUAGUACUAAUCUACUAGGUAGUGAGUGCCUAUUUCAUACUGAAUCUGUGGGCACUUUGUAAUACUUUAUGCUUAGGUCAUAGAUUAUACACUUAAAUAUUUAUGUUGUAAAAGAAAAGUCAAGUUCUAAUCGGGGAUCAGCAAGGUAGAAAAUAAGUUUACCUCAAGAUUACAAUUGCCAGAGUAUUAUAACAUCUGUUCCAAGGCAAUGGAAAAGUCAGGUUCUCUAGAAGUAUGCAUUGAUAGCUUAGAAUCUGCAGUAAAUGCAAUUAAUGGUGGGGCAUCAGAGUUAGAAGUAUGCAGUUCAUUGGCAGAAGGAGGCCUUACGCCAUCACCUGGUCUUGUAGUGGAAAUAUUAAAUAUUGUGAAGAAGAUAGAUCGGAGAUCAAAGAAAAAAUGCGAAGAAACAAUAGAUGUCGAAAAUGUUCCAAAGGUUAAUAUCAUGAUCCGAUGUAGAGGCGGAUCCGAUUUUAACUAUUCAGCACCAGAAAUGGACACAAUGCUAGCCGAUGUACGCCAUUACAAAACAAUGGGCGUAGAUAGUUUCGUCUUUGGUGCUUUGAAUGGAACGCGAGGAAUAGACAAGGAACAAUGUUCUAGAAUAAUUGCAGAAGCACAUCCAAUACCGGUUACAUUCCAUAGAGCAUUUGAUCUAUGUUUUGAUCCAAAUGUUGCCAUGAAAGAAAUAAUAGAACUGGGAUUUAAACGGCUUUUAACUAGUGGGCAGAGACAAUCGGCGGGAGAUGAAGAUGCGAUACAGUUAAUAAAUAAUUUACAGCAAAGAUAUGGCCGUGAAAUAGAAAUUAUGCCUGGCUCUGGCGUGACCAUAGUUAAUGUGAAAAAAUUUAAAGAUAUGGGUUGCAAAUUCUUUCAUAGUUCUUGUAAGGUUGUGAAGAAAGUUGAUGAUUUUGAGAAUGAUCUGGGAAUGGGUGUGGGUAAAAUUUAUGUUUCUGGUGAAGAUAUUGUUCGAUCUAUGGUACAGAUUCUCAGUUGAAUCUAUAUAAAUAUUAUUAAGUGAUAAAAUAGAAUUCAUCAAUAUAUUUAUCAACGUUGUUUAUAUCUUUUAUCGUCAGAGACUGUAUAUUUAUGUAAAGUAUGUAUGUGCAGUAAAGAGCUUAAUUUUGAAA